GAGGUCAAGGGGAAUAAGCAUGGCCGCUUUGUUUAGAGGGUAUCGGAAUUUUUAUAAAAGAAGCAAUAAACAUGUGGAGCUCAUAUUGGUAUCCUGUAGAUCAAUGGCCUCCAAGACUCCAGUGGGUUUUAUUGGACUGGGUAACAUGGGCACACCUAUGGCUAGAAAUUUACUGAAGAACGGAUAUCCUGUCAUUGCUACGGAUGCCUUCCCGGAGUCUUGCAAAGAGCUUCAGGAUUCAGGAGCGCAGAUCCUAGAUAGCCCUGCUGAAGUGGCCGAAAAAGCAGACCGCAUCAUCACCAUGCUACCGUCCAGCCCCAACGUCAUUGAGGUUUAUACAGGAUCCAAUGGCAUCCUUAGGAAAGUAAAAAAAGGCACCCUUCUCAUCGACUCCAGCACCAUUGACCCUGCAGUGUCUAAGGAGAUGGCUGUCGCUGCUGAGAAGAUGGGUGCAGUGUUCAUGGACGCGCCGGUGUCAGGAGGUGUUGGUGCAGCCAGUUUGGCUAAACUCACUUUCUUGGUUGGUGGAGUUGAGGAGGAAUAUAAUGCUGCCCAGGAGCUGCUCACCUGUAUGGGAGCAAAUGUGGUGUACUGUGGCCACGUGGGAAGUGGACAGGCAGCAAAAAUUUGCAACAACAUGUUGUUAGCCAUCGGCAUGCUUGGUACAGCAGAGACCAUGAACCUUGGAAUAAGACUGGGUUUGGAUCCAAAGCUGUUGGCAAAAAUUCUGAACAUGAGUUCUGGUCGAUGCUGGUCCAGCGAUACUUAUAACCCCGUCCCAGGUGUCAUGGAAGGAGUGCCGUCCGCAAACAACUACCAGGGAGGCUUCAUAACAACACUCAUGGCUAAAGAUCUUGGUUUUGCUCAAAACACUGCGACCAGUACUCAGACCCCAAUUCCUCUUGGUUCAUUGGCACACCAAGUCUACCGCACUAUGUGUGCUCGAGGAUACUCCAACAAAGACUUUUCUUCUGUUUUCCAGUUCUUACGAGAAGAGGGAGCAUAGUAUAGGUCUGUGUAAUCCAGUAGGAGUGGCCCAGACUUGGACAUUAUGAUCCCCUGGUUUGCUAUUGAUAUGCGCGUGUGUCUAUUUAUGUUACAGAUAUGCUAAAUCUAAUGAGUUUAGCAUCGAGAGUUCAAGACCUCUAUUAAGUUGUAGCCUGAUGUUGGCAUUCAACAUUUUUCAGAGCCAUUUUACCUAGUUCUGUAUGACCGGUUUAAACUGUUACUCUGCCUUACUUGCAUCACACAUUUACCUGCAAAUGUUUACAGUCAUUAGUUUCUAUUAAUUUUACUGUUAAGUUGAUUAAGGAUCAGUAAACCAUACCUCAUCUGUGUCAGUUUUGAUUUUUAAACUGAAUCUAAACUGUGAAAAACUUUAAAGAAAAGUAAUGGGUACUAGAUAUUUUUUUCUGGAGUUCGCAGGUCUCAUGUUAAAACUUAACUUUUUGUUGUACUAGUUUAUAUAUUUACAAAGUAUACAUAUAUUUUACAUAUAUUCGGCACACUGGUGUGUAUGAACAUUAUAUAUUUGUAAUGGUGCAGAAAAAGCUGUUAAUUGCGUAUGCUUAUAAAGAAAGAUGCUGUCA
This is a messenger RNA of Danio rerio (zebrafish), 1589 nucleotides long. It is a transcript of the gene hibadha, whose product is annotated as 3-hydroxyisobutyrate dehydrogenase a. Gene Ontology annotation, cellular component: mitochondrion. Gene Ontology annotation, molecular function: NAD binding; NADP binding; 3-hydroxyisobutyrate dehydrogenase activity. Gene Ontology annotation, biological process: L-valine catabolic process. NCBI's taxonomy places the organism in Eukaryota, Metazoa, Chordata, Actinopteri, Cypriniformes, Danionidae. The record is from RefSeq and is marked provisional.